This is a messenger RNA of Aspergillus tubingensis, 1497 nucleotides long. It is a transcript of the gene icdA, whose product is annotated as NADP-dependent isocitrate dehydrogenase. The transcript is spliced from 8 exons. NCBI's taxonomy places the organism in Eukaryota, Fungi, Ascomycota, Eurotiomycetes, Eurotiales, Aspergillaceae. The coding region runs from base 1 to 1497 and encodes 498 amino acids. Gene Ontology annotation, cellular component: mitochondrion. The record is from RefSeq and is a predicted model, not a curated record. Gene Ontology annotation, biological process: isocitrate metabolic process. Gene Ontology annotation, molecular function: isocitrate dehydrogenase (NADP+) activity; magnesium ion binding; NAD binding.
AUGUCGUCUGUCCGGUUCAGUUCCGCAUUGGCGCGCCGCUCCUUCGCCGUCGCUUCCCCUCCUCUCUCUGCCCCUCUCUCUUCCUCCGCUCGUCGCUUUCUCUCUUCUUCCUCUUCUACUAUUUCUUCUUCUUCCUCCUCUGUCUCUACUCGCUCUCCCAGAUCUCUUACUUCUGCCUCAUCCCUUCUCUCCUCUCGUACUGCUUCUGCCCGCUGGACCGGUCUAUCCUCGUUGAACCUUACUCAAUCCCGCACCAUGGCUACCGAAAUCCCCAAGAUCAAGGUCAAGAACCCCGUCGUUGAGCUCGACGGUGAUGAGAUGACCCGUAUCAUCUGGCAGGAGAUCAGAGAAAAGUUGAUUCUGCCUUACCUUGACGUCGACCUCAAGUACUAUGACCUGGGUCUCGAAUACCGUGACCAGACCGAUGACCAGGUCACCGUUGAGGCUGCCGAGGCUAUCAAGAAGUAUGGUGUCGGUGUCAAGUGCGCCACCAUCACUCCCGAUGAGGCUCGUGUUGAGGAGUUCAAGCUGAAGAAGAUGUGGCUGUCCCCCAACGGCACCAUCCGUAACAUCCUCGGCGGUACCGUCUUCCGUGAACCCAUCAUCAUCCCCGCCAUUCCCCGUCUCGUCCCCGGCUGGAACAAGCCCAUCAUCAUCGGUCGUCACGCUUUCGGUGACCAGUACCGUGCCACCGACCGUGUCAUCCCUGGCCCCGGCAAGCUCGAGCUUGUCUACACCCCUGUCAAUGGCGAGCCCGAGACCGUCAAGGUCUACGACUUCCAGGGUGGUGGUAUUGCCCAGACUCAGUACAACACCGAUGAGUCGAUCCGUGGCUUCGCCCACGCCAGUUUCCAGAUGGCCCUGCUCAAGGGUCUCCCUCUGUACAUGAGCACCAAGAACACCAUCCUGAAGCGCUACGAUGGUCGCUUCAAGGAUAUCUUCCAGGAGAUCUACGAGUCCACCUACCAGAAGGACUUUGAGGCCAAGAACCUCUGGUACGAGCACCGUCUCAUUGACGACAUGGUUGCCCAGAUGAUCAAGAGUGAGGGUGGAUUCGUCAUGGCCCUGAAGAACUACGACGGUGAUGUCCAGUCCGACAUUGUCGCCCAGGGUUUCGGCUCCCUUGGUCUGAUGACCUCGACCCUGGUCACCCCUACUGGCGAGGCUUUCGAGUCUGAGGCUGCCCACGGUACCGUGACCCGUCACUACCGCGAGCACCAGAAGGGCCGCGAGACCUCCACCAACCCCAUUGCCUCCAUCUUCGCCUGGACCCGCGGUCUGAUCCAGCGUGGCAAGCUCGACGAGACUCCUGAUGUCGUUACCUUUGCUGAGGAGCUUGAGCGCGCUUGCAUUGAGGUUGUCAACGAUGAGGGCAUCAUGACCAAGGAUCUGGCUCUGGCCUGCGGCCGCAAGGAGCGUGAGGCCUGGGUUACUACCCGCGAGUACAUGGCUGCCGUCGAGCGCAGACUCAAGGCCAACCUCAAGUCCCGCCUUUAA